UAAAAAGAUUUUGUCUUCUCUCAGAAUGUAAAAAAGGAAUCGCCUCCACACUAGCCUUCCAUCCUCUACCCUUGUUUCAGUCUUUGGAACAUUCUAAUCCAGUGAUGAACAUUGAGUGAACAGAAUUCUACAGUAAGGGGUAAUGAUAACCCCCAUCUAGAGAUUGUACUUGGCAUUGAAGGCUGCAAUCACCAUUCACCAACACGUUUAAUUGAAAAUAAUAUAAUGUACACUGGUGCGUGUGCGAGUGAUGAUGUUGCUCUAAUUUGAAUGUAUGUUACCAGAUUUACAGAAUCCAAGAUGGUAGCCAAUCAGUCUGUCCGUUUGUAUAUGUGAUCCUUGAGUGCAGAGUUUUAAGCGUUUUUAUCUUUUAAUGACCCUGGUCCUGUUUACAGAAGCAACUACUUUUUACGUGAAGGUGGAUGCUGUAUAUAACAACUUAUUUUUAUAUCUCAGUCUCUAAUUUACUUAUACAACGAUUUUGGAUUGAGAAGGCCUUUAUUUUUUAUUACACCUUUCUGGAGUUGGAGCUCGCCGUGUCAGGAGCGUCUGUCUGCGCGCAAGGCCUGCUACGCGAGCGCAGGUGCGCAUUGAAGACUAGGAACGGAGAAGCGGUUAUCGGAUUGGAAAACCUGAUGCACCGUGGACGGUGGGAAAAUCUACCUCGUAAUACACAACGUCUACUGGUCGUUGCACACCUGUGCUGAAAUACCUCUAAAACCGGCAUUAUGUAUCUGUUACUGUGCCUGCUCUUUACUCAAUGCCAUCCUCGAUUAAAUAGGCUGAAUGAUCAAUGGGUAUGUCCAAGGAGGAUGCCAUGACAGCUUACAUCGCACUUGCUAAGGAGAUCAUCAGCAAAUACUAAUAUGAUGAUGAAGUCGUAUCCAGGGUGUGACUAGAAAUGGUUAUUAUGAGGAGAGCUGCAUCUCAUUCAGCCACAAGCCAUAGGUUAUGAGAAGCUACUGCACUAGGAAAAUUAUUCAUUUUUUCUCCUUAGAUUGAACUUUCUUGACUUUUAAAAUGUGGAGUUUAUUGGAUAUCAACCCCUAUGCACUUUUGGGAUGUUGAAUGUAUGAUUUAAUAAAACUUUGUUUAAAAUUACGCUCAGUCUAUUUUAUUUGUAGAUAUAUGAUGAUAAACAAGGGUAAUAUUCUAUAUUUAUAUGUUCCUGUCUUCUUACCUCUAAAGAUGACACACACACACUAUUGAGAUAAACACUGGGUGAUUUAUUAACAAUGCAAAAGCUCACUAAGGAUGUAAACAUGAUGAACAGCGUUUCCCAUAACAUUAUUUUAUCAAAUAAAGAAUUAAUGAGUUUUUAAAGGGUAGCGCUCUCUCACUCACUCAGACAAGUAAGGUCCCCACCACCCCUAUAGCUCUGCGGCCCUCCUAAUAAAUACCUCUGCUAUUAAGCCCUGUUGGCCACCACAAGACUUGCAGGGCUAGUUUGCAGCCUAGGUUGAAAUAACAGUCAUUAUUUUUAACCUAGGUUGCAGCUAGGAACUUUAAUUUACUUGGUUGCCUGGAAAUCACAUUUCUGGAACGGACUUGUGCCUUACUUCCUGUUUAUGUGUCUUUGUAGCAGAGAUGGAAUGGAAAUUCCAAUCCUCCAGUAUCUCUGUUGUAGCUAGCUGGUAUGCAAUGAAAUGUCGCUUGCUACUGAAAUUUAGUUGGCUAGCUUUAAGCCAUAGAAAAUAUUUGGGCUAUGUUAUAUAAAUGGACGUAUGUUUUCUACUUUAUUAUGUAUGUAAACACAUAGGUCGACAAGACGGAGCCAUGAAGGACAGACAGCAUGGUUGUUCAGGAGAGGGGUUUAAAACCGUCACUGUUGAUUGGCCAGACAGCAACGGUACCACUGAAGAACGUUAGCAAGUAAGUCAGCGAGCUAGCUAAGUGUGCUGAGACUUGCGUUACAUCGACGGACCCCAUCGCCUGUUCCAAUACGGUUCAUGAGUGUACUGUAAAAACUUGCCAUAACAAACACAAGGACUGGGUCAGAUAUGUUUCACCAACUUCCAUUGAGAGAUCUGGACCGAUUGAGACUAUGGCUAGUUGCCCUGAACAUUAACGCCAAUAGUCCGACUGACGACCUCAGAAAGUUACUAGUAUGCUCAGAAUUUUUUUUCCCGGGACUAUUAUGAGAGAAUGGAACUGUCAAGCAGUAAGAUUUAAAGUUAUGUCCCAUCAGUGGGCAUUCUAUGCACGACAUGUAGGCAAGCCAUAUAAACGGACAUGUUUUCUAAUUCUUUAUUAUUGUGUUAAGAGGGAGCCAUGGAGGACAUACAUCAUGGUUGGUCAGGAGAGGGUAUUAACACAGUCACUGUUGAUAGGCCAGAUGGCAGCAGUGCCACUGAAGAAUGUUGUCCGUCCAUUGAGGAGGACCAGUGCGUGAACAUUCAGCCCAGAAGCUCAGAUGAGUUGAACCACGGAGAACAGGUGAGUGAAGUGUCAGUGGUCCUGCCGCGUGAAUACAGAGACGUAGACGACAGCUGUUCCCUGAGGAUGGAGGGGAACAGGUCUGUGAAGCAGGAGACUAGAAGUGUUGCCUCCUAUAGCGAGGAAGAGAAGAAGCUGUUGGCUGCCAUGGUGUUUGAGAAGGGGGAACUGGAGCUGACUGGCUCUCUGGUGACUGAGGAUCUACAGUACAGUGAUGCAGACACUGCACCCAAUAGGGAGGAAAGGGCUCUACCUAGAGGAGGAGAAAGGAGAUGAGAGACAGGCAGAUGAAGGGACUGCCCAGCAGAGAGGAGCGGCAGGCUAAUGCUGAGUGGGAACCCUCAGUGGAGCCGGAGGUGACUUUAGAUUCUGUGUGUGAGUGAGUGAGAGACGGCGCGUGAGCGGGCCUACACUCCACGCCGACACAAGAAGCUGUGUGUGUGAUGGCCAGCCCUGAGGAGCCUGUUGGGUUUGACAAACUCUGCAUGCGGUUCCACGACCUCGACAGUUAUGAGGAGCACGUCCGUCGAGAGCACUCCAAACGUUCACGGCCUCUCUGUCCUGACUGUGGCAUCCUCAUCGCAACGUUACUCAGUGUGGGGCAUCAGUGUGAACAAGUUCAAGCUGUUCCGCUGUUCUGUCUGUGGGAAGCGCUGUGUGGAUGAAGCUGGCCUUAAGCAUCACCAGAGGCUUCACCAUCAAGAGCAUGUCUACUGUAAGUUCUGCCUCAAGCCAUUCAAGGCCAGGGAAGACAAGCGGACCCACGAGAAGGACGACAAUCGGGUCAAAAAGUUGCACUAUAGGUGCUCCAAAUGCCCCUUGCGAUUUUACAACAUCUUGAAACGGAACCACCAUCUCAGAGAGCAUGAGUCCAAGAGACAUUUGUAACACGUGCUACAAGGAAUUCCCCCAACUUAGCAAGCUUGAGAGGCACGAGCUGAGGCACAGUGACAACAAAUCUUUCAGGUGUCAGGUGUGCCAGCGUCCCUUUGCCCAGGCCAGCCAGCUGAAGUCUUACCUGCACGUCCACACUGGGGUGAAGCCCUUCAAUUGCCAGUGCUGCGUCAAGAGCUUUAACCACAACGUCAGCCUCAAGAACCUCGUCACACGCUAUCACCAAGGGGAGAGUGGGGAGGGAGUGGAGGUGGGAGAGCGGAGGAGCAGGCGACAGUGGAACUAUGACCCUGAGGAGGAGCGUCAGAAUGAGAGUGAUUCUGACUUUGACCUGGAGGAAGAGGAGAAGACAGGGAGUAAAGGGAAAGGUAGUGGAGGAGGGGGGCACUGGUAGAAGCCUCUAGGAGAGAUACAUGUGGACACUGCUGUUGAAAAGCUGGAUACAUUAUCAUCACCACCCCAGAGAGAACCAGACCAGAACCAGGAGCCACCUACCGGUGUCAUUAAAAAAAGUCUUAUCGGUUUUGUCAUGACCAUAAUGUUUUGUCAUGACCAUAAUGUUUUGGCUUUGAACAUUUCUUAGAACUCUUGAGGCUUUUGUUUUUGUUUUAAAAAUAUAUAUUGUUAAAGAAAUGUGUUUCACUGUUCUACAUCAUCAAAUGUCCAGAAAAAAUCUGAUGGGUUUGUGAAGUGAAUAUGUUACAAAGAAUUUGCUGGACCAGCCCACUAGUUAAGAAGCAGAGAGAUAACCUCAUCUUGGAUAUAACCAGUGAGGAAGCAAGAGGCUUGACUCCGCUCUAAAGUCUGUCAGUGCAAAAAUACAGUGUUAACACGUGGAAUUGGGGAUUUUUUUUUAAUGGAGGUCAAUGAAAGAAUGUCGAAUUUGGUCAACAGUUAAAUAAAGGUUACAUAAAAAUAAAUAAAACAACAUCAAAUGAAA
Salvelinus fontinalis (brook trout) is the source of this 4270-nucleotide messenger RNA. Its product is annotated as acyl-CoA-binding domain-containing protein 7-like. The transcript has 4 exons. Bases 3302 to 3724 code for a protein of 140 amino acids. Gene Ontology annotation, molecular function: fatty-acyl-CoA binding. The record is from RefSeq and is a predicted model, not a curated record. NCBI's taxonomy places the organism in Eukaryota, Metazoa, Chordata, Actinopteri, Salmoniformes, Salmonidae. Gene Ontology annotation, biological process: fatty acid metabolic process.